This is a messenger RNA of Aspergillus ibericus CBS 121593, 1562 nucleotides long. RefSeq names its product NAD(P)/FAD-dependent oxidoreductase. The transcript has a single exon. NCBI's taxonomy places the organism in Eukaryota, Fungi, Ascomycota, Eurotiomycetes, Eurotiales, Aspergillaceae. The record is from RefSeq and is a predicted model, not a curated record. Gene Ontology annotation, molecular function: NADH dehydrogenase activity. The coding region runs from base 44 to 1351 and encodes 435 amino acids.
GUUGAUCGUUGGAUACCCGUGAAACGAUAUAAAAUGUCACUCGAUGGCUUGCUUGAUGAUCUCAUCCACAGCAUCCUACUUUACUCCGAAACAACUACUCAUCUCAAAACUCUGCUACAUCCUGAACAUGGCAAAGAUCAUCAUCAUCGGUGCCGGCUUCGCUGGCGUCUGGAGUGCUCUCUCUGCAAAGCGCCUCCUCAACCUCAAGAACAAGGAGGAUGUCGAAGUCAUUGUCAUCGCUCCCGAGCCAACCAUGAUCAUGCGGAUUCGGCUGUACGAGAACAACGCUUCCUCCAUGACCCAUCCUCUUGGACCUCUCUUUGAAGCCGCAGGCAUCAAAUAUGUCCAAGGUACCGUCACAACCAUCCAACCUGAAGCGCACACCAUCCUCGUCCAAUCCCCCUCAUACAUCGAGUCAAGCAUGACCUAUGACCGCCUCGUCCUCGCAGCCGGAAGCACCCUCACCCAACCCCACGGCAUCCCAGGCCUCCAAGAACAUGCCUUCAACAUCGACUCUCUCCCCUCCGCAACCAAACUGGAAGACCACCUCAAAAGCCUCGCCGCCCUCCCAGCAACCCCCGCCCGAGACACCAUAGUCAUCUGCGGCGCCGGCUUCACCGGCAUCGAACUGGCCACCGAGCUUCCCAAACGCCUCAAACACCUCCCCAACCCCCGCAUCAUCCUCAUCGACAUCGCCGACUCCAUCGGCCCCGAACUGGGCCCCGGCCCCCGCCCCAUCAUCACCCAAGCCUUACACGACCUGAAAAUCGAAGUAAAACUCAAUUCAGCAAUCACCUCCAUCAGCGCGGACACCAUCACCCUCUCCUCGGGCGACCAAAUCGCCACCAAAACCACCAUUUGGACCGCAGGAGUAACCGCCACCCCCCUCACACACCAAAUCCCCUGCCCCAGGGACAAAUCCUCCCGUCUCCACGUCACCCAACACCUCCGCGUCCCAUCCACCCCGGAUAUCUUCGCCACCGGCGACGCUGCCUGCGUUCUCGCCGACAAUGACGGCCACUACGCACUCAUGUCCUGCCAACACGCGUUGGAACUUGGUCGUGUAGCGGGCCAUAACGCGGCCGCGGAUUUCCUCGGUGAGGCUGUGGUGGAGUACUCCCAGCCUGGGUACGUGACUUGUUUGGAUUUGGGGGCGUGGGGGGCCGUGGUCUCCGGGGGAUGGGAACGGGAGGUGAAGUUUGUGGGGGAGCUCGCGAAGAGGGUGAAGGGGUUUAUCAAUGGAAAGGCGGUUUAUCCGCCUACUGAUGCGAGGGAGGCUUUGAUUGCGGCGGAACCGGGGUUGUAUAAGGCGGAUGAGUUGUUGGAGGAGAUUAUUCGGGUGGUGGGGUAGAUUGGGUGUCUAGGAGGAGCAGAGGUGGCAGGUUGUCUUUGGGAGUGAAUGUUUACUGCGCUUGUUUGUUUGUUAUCUACUUCUUUUCCCAUUAUUGCUUCAUUGUAAUAUCUUGUUUCUUGUAUUUUGAUUCAGUCCUUAACCUUGCCUCAGCUUAUUGUCUUUCACUGCCCAGUGGAACACUGCUAGUCCUCAUGAAAGAACAUAUAGA